UAGGAGCUACCUGACACAGAGAAGUAGACCAAAAGCACCUCAAAAGGUAGACAUCAUACCAAGAUCCAUAGAAAUUUAGGAACAAAUGAGAACAAAAGUAAUUGAGAUCUAUCAGUCUGGUAAAGGUUAUAAAGCCAUUUCUAAAGCUUUGGGACUUCAGUGAACCACAGUGAGAGCCAUUAUCCACAAAUGGCAAAAACAUGGAACAGUGGUGAACCUUCCCAGGAGUGGCCGGCCGACCAAAAUUACCCCAAAAGCGCAGAGACAAAUCAUCCGAGAGGCCACAAAAGACCCCAGGACAACAUCUAAAGAACUGCAGGCCUCACUUGCCUCAAUUAAGGUCAGUGUGCUGAGGUCACCGAUGCUGAAACUGCACUUACAGUACUUCUGCUGAAACGUUUAAAUCCAAAAGUGUAACAUCUGUUGGAGCUCAGUACCUCUUGACUUACAUGGCAGGACAGCUGCUGCAAAUGUCAUCAAAAUGACCCCUGGAAUCACAAGGUUUGCUGUGAUGAGAGUAAGUGACAUCAAGACAUGUUUUGAUCUGUUUAUGCCAUUGUCACUAAAGAAAAUCAUCAUUGCUAUGACAAGCCUUGAAGGAAAAAAGGUUCAUGGCGACAUGUGGAAUGACAUUGAUGAGGAAUACCUGGAUGCGUAUAUUGGUGUUCUUCUUCUUGCUGGUGUUUACAAAUCCAGCAAUAAGGUCACUGAUAGUCUCUGGGAUGCGUCGACAGGCAGAAAUAUUUUAUGGGCAACAAUGUCACUUCAGUCAUUUCGAAUGAUAUCAAGAGUCCUUAGAUUCAACAACAGAGAAACUAGAGAAAAAUCUGACAAGCUUGCUCCCAUCAGGGAUGUCUGGGAAAGGUGGAUGCAGCUUCUUCCACUGAUGUUCAACCCAGAGCCAGAGGUAACAGUAGAUGUACGUUUUGUCCCUUUCCGUGGAAAAUGCCCUUUCCGUCAGUACAUGCCUAGUAAGCCAGGGGAAUACGGCAUAAAGAUUUGGGCAGCCUGUGAUGCCAAAACCAGCAUGAUUUGCAUAUGUAAAUAUGCAUGGAAUCUGCAGAGAAUCCAGGAGAAGCAGAAGAAGGUGCAGGAGCUGAAACAGGCUGUGAACAGUAUAAAGCUGAGUGCACAGACAGCAGUGGAGGACAGUGAGAUGAUCUUUACUGAGCUGAUCAGCUCCAUGGAGAAAAAGCGCUCGGAGGUGACGGAGCUGAUCAGAGCUCAGGAGAAGACUGAACUGAGUCGAGCUGAACGACUCCUGGAGCAACUGGAGCAGGAGAUUGCUGAUCUUCAGAGGAGACUCACUGAGCUGGAGCAGCUUUCACACACACACGAUCACAUCCAGUUCAUCCAGAGUCUCCAGUCUCUCAGUGUCUCUUCUGGACGUGAGGACUCACCCAGCAUCACUGUCAAUCAACGUCCCCCAUUUGAUGGAGUGAGGAAAUCUCUCUCUGAUCUGAAAAAGAGCCUCGAGGAAUUCUGCCAGGAGGAGUUCAUCAAAAUCCCUCGACAUGCUGCAGCAGUUCAGAUGAUUUUACCCUCAGAACCAAGGAGCAGAGAAGAUUUUCUAUACUAUUUCUGUGAUCUGACUCUGGAUCCCAACACAGUAAAUUAUAACCUCAUUCUGUCUGAGAAGAACAGAGCGGUGAAGUGCAGUGAGACAAAGCAGACGUACUCUGAUCAUCCAGAGAGAUUUGACUACUUUGAGCAGGUGUUGAGUAAGGAGAGUGUGUGUGGACGCUGUUACUGGGAGGUGGAGUGGAGCAGUGGUGUGUACAUAUCAGUCUCAUAUAAAGACAUCAGCAGGAAAGGACGGGGUUAUGAGUGUCUGUUUGGAUACAACAAUCAGUCCUGGAGUCUUCGGUGUUUUUCUUCUUCUUCUUCUUCUUCUUCUCUCUCUUUUUAUCACAACGACAUUAAGACUGAUCUCAGAGCUCCAUCAUCCUCCAGAAUAGAAGUGUAUGUGGAUCACAGUGCAGGAACUCUGUCCUUCUACAGCGUCUCUGACACGAUGAAGCUCCUCCACAGAGUCCACACCACAUUCACUCAGCCUCUGUACGCUGGAGUCUACCUCAGCUGUUAUGGAUCAACUGUGAGAUUUUGUGAUCCAGAAUAAAAUGCUCCUGGUUUCUUCUUUCCAUAUGAAUCUCACUGAAAUAAAUGUUUAAUAUGAAA
Molecule: messenger RNA, 2178 nt
Organism: Clarias gariepinus (North African catfish)
Lineage: Eukaryota; Metazoa; Chordata; Actinopteri; Siluriformes; Clariidae
Product: tripartite motif-containing protein 16-like
Exons: 6
Coding region: 482-2119 (545 amino acids)
Molecular function (GO): zinc ion binding; protein binding
Source: RefSeq, a predicted model, not a curated record